AUGGAAGACGAGGACGACGGUUGGUGUCCUUCUCCGCGCCCGAUGAAUGACGCUGCUCAGUCCGACGGUGUUGAGGAGUGGAUCGCCUCGCCGCAAAACGAGGUUGCUGCAGAGCCGGCUGAAACGGUUGCAACGCAGGUUGUCGAUGCGGCUACUCCUGAGUCAUCCGGUUCAGUCGCUGUGAAGAAGCGUCGAUUCACGCAGCAGGUUCUGCAGUGGGAAACACCGCCUCCGAAGCCCGUCGCUCCACCUCCCCGUGCUGCCCCACCCCCCAUUCGUCCCCUUACAGACGAGGAGAAGAAGGAGAAGGCAUACCUGAAGGCGCAGAAGAGCUACACGUCUGAUUGGCUGCCAAAGUUUGACUGGCUCAUUCUGGACAAGACGCCAGAGGGUGACCCGUGCCUGCGCUGCAGUGUCUGCAUGGAGCACGGGAAGGACAACGCGCAGUACGGUCGCAAUGGCGCUGGCGGUCGUGAUCUGCAGAUCGGGUCGAUGCGGUGGCACGAGAACAGCGCGAAGCACGAGGACGCCAUGAACAAGCUGGCAAACCUUCUGCAGAAGAUCGUGGACCAGAAGAAGAUAGAAGACUUCGCGAAUGGUGAUCCGGAAGGCUGUCGCGUCGUAGUACUCAUGCGCGCCAUGCGAUUUGUGUGCCGUACCGACACACCCAUCCACAUGUACCCACAGAUCGUGCAGCUGCUCGCAGAGGAGGGGGUCGAGGUGUCGCAAGUGACAGAGGAGGUCGACUGUGUGGUGUCCCUCAUCGAGCACCGCUACAUCGACUACGAUGGUGGUUUCGGGGCGGGGCUGAGCCCCAACUUGUCUCCAUUCAUGGCACGUCUCAAGAAAGGGGACAAGAAGGUGAAGGUGGACGGUGUGGACGCGAGCGGGAGACCCGUCAAGCACACCUUCGAGCUCAGCGAGCUGCCGGGCAAAAAGCACAAGUUCGGCGGGACGCUAGCAGAAUGCGUUAAGUUGGGCAAGGCCUUCGCCCGCGAGGUCGUGUUCAACCUGGAGCACCGCAUGCGAGAUCUUCGUCGAAUGGGCGGCAUGAAGCUUUUCAGGGUGGACAAGUGGCCAGCGAAUCCGGACACGCGUGUGAGACGUUGUGCCACGUGGCUCUGCGAGAACUCGCAACUGUUCAACCACCAGCUGCCAGGUAUGUGUAUAUAA
This is a messenger RNA of Closterium sp. Yama58-4, 1173 nucleotides long. Lineage: Eukaryota; Viridiplantae; Streptophyta; Zygnematophyceae; Desmidiales; Closteriaceae. The record is from the annotation of a GenBank genome assembly.